CGAGCUGGUAACUUUCAGGGCCACUUUCCAUCUCCCGUGUGUCUCUCAUUCUCUACUACUCUUCACUAGCUCUAUCUACGGGUAUUUUUUGAUAAUACAUUAAUCAAAAUGGCCUUCGCUGGCCAGGCACCCACUAUCAUUGUGCUUAAGGAGGGCACGGAUGCCUCCCAAGGAAAGGGCCAGAUUAUUUCUAAUAUCAAUGCCUGUGUUGCCGUGCAAUCUACCAUCAAGAGCACUCUCGGCCCGUAUGGAGGGGAUUUGUUGCUUGUCGACGGCAACGGCAAGCAGACUAUCACGAACGAUGGAGCGACAGCAAUGAAACUUCUGGACAUCGUUCACCCCGCCGCCCGCAUUCUCACCGAUAUUGCUCGGUCCCAAGAUGCCGAAGUAGGAGACGGAACAACAUCUGUUGUUGUCCUUGCCGGUGAGAUAUUGAAGGAGGUUCGGGAACUGGUUGAGCAAGGCGUGAGCGCACAGACGAUCAUCAAGGGCCUACGGAGAGGAAGUGCCAUGGCCGUCAACAAGGUGAAGGAAAUCGCAGUCGACAUUAUCGAGGCUGGCGGAAGCGAGGAGAAGAAGGUGGAAACGCUACGACGAUUGGCUGGAACUGCUAUGAAUAGCAAGCUUAUCAAGCGCAAUUCGGACUUCUUCACUAAGAUGGUGGUGGAUGCUGUGCUCUCACUCGACCAGGACGAUCUUAACGAAAAGCUGAUUGGUGUCAAGCGAGUUACUGGUGGUGGCCUUCAGGAUUCUCUCUUCGUCAACGGCGUUGCCUUCAAGAAGACUUUCUCUUAUGCCGGUUUCGAACAACAACCUAAGUACUUCAAGAACCCUAAGAUUGUUUGCUUGAACGUCGAACUUGAGUUAAAGAGCGAGAAGGAUAACGCCGAGGUGCGUGUCGAGCAGGUGUCUGAAUACCAGGCUAUCGUCGAUGCAGAAUGGCAGAUCAUCUACAACAAGCUGGAGGCUAUCUACAAGACAGGUGCCAAGGUUGUUCUCAGCAAGUUGCCGAUUGGUGAUUUGGCUACGCAGUAUUUCGCGGACCGUGACAUCUUCUGCGCUGGACGUGUCUCGUCGGACGAUAUGGACCGGGUGUGCCAGGCGACCGGGGCAGCAACACAGUCGACAUGCAGUGACAUCCAAGACCGCCACCUGGGAACUUGCGGUACUUUCGACGAGCGCCAGAUCGGCGGAGAACGCUACAACCUGUUUUCCGAGUGCCCUGCCGCCAAGACAUGUACGCUCGUGCUGCGUGGUGGCGCCGAGCAGUUCAUUGCCGAAGUUGAGCGGAGUUUGCACGACGCCAUUAUGAUUGUCAAGCGUGCUCUCCGGAAUACAACUAUCGUCGCAGGUGGUGGUGCUACCGAGAUGGAACUGUCGAGCUACAUGCACGGCUUCGCCGACCGCAACGUACCCCACAAGCAGCAGGCGGUUGUCAAGGCAUUUGCCAAGGCUCUGGAGGUGAUCCCUCGCCAGCUGUGUGACAACGCUGGCUUCGAUGCGACUGACAUCCUGAACCGUUUGCGUGUGGAGCACCGCAAGGGUAAUGUCUGGGCUGGUGUGGACUUCGACCAUGAGGGAGUUCGGGAUAACAUGGCGGCAUUUGUCUGGGAGCCUAGUCUGGUCAAGGUCAAUGCCAUCCAAGCCGCCGUGGAAGCAGCUUGCUUGAUCCUGAGUGUAGAUGAGACUAUCAGUGAGUAGACCUCUUAAGCUUCUAGCGUUGUUUGUUCGAUUUCUAUUGGCUGACACAAGCACGCUACUACAGAGAAUGAGGAAUCUGCCCAGCCUCAGGCACCUGGCCGUGGUCUUCCCCCCGGUGCUGCCCAACGGGCUCUCGGUGGAGGAAGAGGACGCGGCAUGCCCCGGAGGGGUCGGUAAAUCUAAUGCGUGAGAUGGAUGCCAUGUGGUUUGUGAUGAUGUUAGAAAACAAAAGUCAUGCAAUAGUUGAAAUCACAGCCCGGUACCUUUAUUUUACCAUCAAUAAUGUUUCAUAUUCAUAGAUUGAUUGGUUCCUAUUUGGAGAGGAGAAGAAGAAAAAAAUUCUACUUGGACUACCUACAUGUCUUUUUCUUAGAAGUUCUGCAAGUCCUAUCUUCGAAAUUUGACAAUUGAUCCACCUCACUGCGCGUCAGUAACGCUGGGGGAGAGAAUAUGAAUCGACCAAAAAAAUAAUAAAAAUAAUUGUUACAAACUUAGGACGAAUAAUAAGGCACCGAGGAGCUCCGAGAACCGAAUACUUAGGAUCUUGACUGAAUGAGGGAAUUUAAUCAAUACUCCAGCUCUUGGCUGGCUGAAAGACGGUGCGAGCCACUUCUACUGAG
Messenger RNA from Aspergillus alliaceus, 2321 nucleotides. Its product is annotated as chaperonin-containing T-complex subunit CCT7. Gene Ontology annotation, cellular component: chaperonin-containing T-complex. The transcript is spliced from 5 exons. Gene Ontology annotation, biological process: protein folding. NCBI's taxonomy places the organism in Eukaryota, Fungi, Ascomycota, Eurotiomycetes, Eurotiales, Aspergillaceae. Gene Ontology annotation, molecular function: ATP binding; ATP hydrolysis activity; ATP-dependent protein folding chaperone. Bases 109 to 1701 code for a protein of 530 amino acids. The record is from RefSeq and is a predicted model, not a curated record.